GACGUGUGAAUUGGGGGUGUGGCCGCCGUAUAAUCACGGAAAUCGAUCCUUGUCUGCAACUUUCUGUCCGAAAGGUUGUCUUUUUAGCUCCAACGAGGGAGGUGGGAAGUCGGUUCAGAGACAAGGCUCGUGGAAGAAGGCGCCGGGAAAGACUACCGAGCAAUGGACGGCGAUAUCGGAGACUCGUCCGCCGAUGAAACCAACAAUCUAGUCCUGAGCGAGAGCCAUCCGUCGGCCCCGCGAAAGAAAUACGUCGUGUCGUCGGCGGGUCGGCCACGGAGGACGUGUUUCUCGCGGGGCGAGUGGAUAUGUGUCGUGGUGGGGGUAGUGGUGGUGGUGGUGUUGCUGAUUGUGGUGUUGGGA
Molecule: messenger RNA, 363 nt
Organism: Geodia barretti
Lineage: Eukaryota; Metazoa; Porifera; Demospongiae; Tetractinellida; Geodiidae
Source: the annotation of a GenBank genome assembly